This is a messenger RNA of Tachysurus fulvidraco (yellow catfish), 4589 nucleotides long. It is a transcript of the gene gpc5c, whose product is annotated as glypican 5c. NCBI's taxonomy places the organism in Eukaryota, Metazoa, Chordata, Actinopteri, Siluriformes, Bagridae. The coding region runs from base 256 to 2040 and encodes 594 amino acids. Gene Ontology annotation, cellular component: cell surface; extracellular region; plasma membrane. The transcript has 9 exons. The record is from RefSeq and is a predicted model, not a curated record. Gene Ontology annotation, biological process: regulation of protein localization to membrane; positive regulation of canonical Wnt signaling pathway; cell migration.
GAGAGAGAGAGAGAGAGAGAGAGAGAAAGAGAGAGAGCGCAUACUACACUCUGACGGCUCAGAACUGAACCACACCAGUGUGCAGCUCUCCUCUGUCCCGGUCUCAGUGAAAAAGCGAAUAAUGUGAAGUAAUUAAAUCAGCUUAUAAUUUGCUCGCGUGACGUUUAUGAUUCUCUUCUUUGCUUUUGGUUGCGAUUUUGGGAUUCGCGCCGUGUCCGAGCGAUUCGCGCAGACCUUUCCUCAAGAGAUGCUGCCAUGUCCCGAGCGCUGUUCCCGCUAGUGAACGUGUGCUGGAUCGCAGCGCUGCUGCUUGCGCACCUGGACGUGGUGUCGGCCGCGCGCGCGCACACCUGCAGCGAGGUGAAAACGGCCUUCCAGCUGCGCCAGAUCGGCCCGCUCAAGUGGGUACCGGAAGCACCUUCUACAGAUGUGAACCUGUUGGUGUGUAAACAUGACGGGCCAUCCUGCUGUACUCGUAAGAUGGAGGACAGCUACAAAGUGGCAGCGUUGAGGGAUACUGUGCAAAAUAUCAGGUCAUACAGCUUCGAACUCAAAUUCCUGCUCUCGAGCCAGGCUGCUGCCUUCCAGGAUAUGUACCAGUCUCUGUUCACUUUUUCCCAAGGUCACCUGAGCUCUCUUUUUGAGAGCUCCUACACCUCUCUGACUUCUGAAAUUGGUCCCAAUGUCACUUCCCUCUUCUCAAGUCUUUCUAAGUUCAUCCAGGACACCCCCAACGUUUCUGUGGAUGCUGCUGUCUACAGCUUCUAUGACAACCUCUUCCUGCUAGUCCACAAUCAUAUUAUCAAGCCAGGUAUCGUUGAGGAUAGCAACCUUUCGGAAUGCCUUCGUGCCACUCGGCAGGAUGUGAAUCCGUUUGGCCCGCAUGCCCAAGCCAUGGUCGAGGAGCUGGCAGGUGCCAUGCAGGCAGCCAGGGCAUUAACAAGAGCAUUUUCCAUGGGUGAGGAAUUGAUGAACAUCACUGAAAUGUCACCUCUAUCCAACGAGUGUGCCCGAGCACUUCUGAAGAUGCAAUACUGCCCACAUUGCCAAGGCUUAACCCUCAUACGGCCUUGUCCUGAAUUCUGCCUCAAUGUUAUGCGUGGAUGCUUGGCGAACGUGGCGGAGAUAGAUAUGCCAUGGAGGCACUACGUGGCUAUACUGGAGGAUCUCACACAAACCAUAGUUGGAGAGCAUAGCCUGGAACUUGCCCUUCUUGGUGUCAGAGAGCAUGUCAACAAGGCCAUAUUGCACGCACAGCUACAUGAAGCCAGGAUCAGUGUUACUGUGGAUAAAGUAUGUGGCCAUUCUUUGGCUGAAAAUGAAAGUACUCACCCCACCACUGUUAAGAUGAUACCAACAGUAACACUUGCCCCAGAACCUACGACCAACCAGACAGACUCUAAUAUCAAGAAACAGCUGGGAAAAUUAUUGGAUCUACGCAGCUCGCUGCCUCUGAAACCCACCAAACACAAUAAAGAUAGAAGUCUAAAACAGAUCGCUCGGGAAUUGAUUAAGCAUAUUGUGCGCUACAAGGCAUUUUUUGCAGCACUGCCAGAGAUGUUGUGUGAAGGAGAAGUUGUGCGUGAUGAACCCAACUGCUGGAGCGGAAACGAUGUAGUGGAGAGCUAUAAAGGUCGAGUGGUGGGCAAUGGAGUUCUUGCUCAGAGACAGAAUCCUGAAGUGAGGGUCAGAGGUCCAGAUGCUAUAUUAGCAGCAGUCAAGGAGAGACUUCAACACUUCAACCAGGAGAUUCAGCAGCACAUGCCAGGAAUGGGACACAGGGAUUCGUGGGAUCUGGGCAGUGGUGAGGACAGCAGUGGGGAAUGUGACGAUGAGGAUGGUUGCCAAGGUUCAGGGGAAGGUACAACUAAAUCCUCUACAACAGACUCUAGUGUUGACACUGAGGUGGUGGUGAAAUCUCCUCCUCAUAAGGCUCCUGUUGGACGCUUUACACCCAAACUCCACAAUGCCGCUCAUCUUGUUCUCCCCUCCUUCACCACUCUCAUCCUCAUCCUGGGACAGCAAUGGACCUUGAACUAAAAGGUUGAAGAUACACAUGAAUAUAAAUAAAAACACAAGAUCUCCUUCAGCCUGGAUGCUUAUGUCUUGCUACAAAAUGUCUUCCAAGACUGCUGCCUUUUUUCAUGGCAGCAAAGAGCUAAUAUAUACUUAAAAUAUUUUAUCUUACACACAUGCAUAUGAUCAAGCAUAUCAAUAGCCAUAACUGCUUUUAAGCAUAUUCUCUCAGAUUAAAUGUCUUUUAAAUAUCACACAUCUUAACCUUCCAACAGUCAGUGAAAUGCAUGACAAAAGCACUUCUCAAGCAUUAAUAGACGAAGACAACUGAUCAGCAGGGAAUGUUCACACACACACACACACACACACACACACACACACACACACACACACACACACACACACACACACACACACACACACACACACACACACACAGGAAGACAGAGAAAAAUGAAAUAUUAUUGCUAUGCUUUAUAUAGUGUGUAUAUAGUCAUGAUUUCAUAUUGAAUACACUUUUAUUAUGGAAAUACAAAAUCAAAAUCCCAACUAUUUUAACAUAAACCAGUUCAGUGCACGAAGAAAAAACAUUUUUUUUAACUAUAAUGAAAUGACAUUCAACAAAAAUUCUUUAUCUGUUAAAUAAUUUCAGAUUAUUAUCUUAGAUGGUUUAAAUCUUUCAAAAUUUACCCUUUAAAAGAUGUCAGAUUUACUUAAAGCAAUAGAAACGUGCACAUAUAUAUCUCAAACAUUUUUAGUAAUACUGCAGAAUCCAAUCAAUAUUCAUGUAAUAUGUCUCCAUGUUGUAUGUUCACAUUUACUACCUAAGUUACAGCCAAUCAUAAAGGUCUUGUUUCCAUUCACUCUAACUUUUUUUUUUUAAGUUUCAGAUUCCUCAAGAGUCCUGAUAGUAAGUAGAAUUUUGACUGUAAAUUCAUAGUUGAAUCUUCUCUUAACAAGUUCAAGCGCCACAAAUUUUAAUUGUACCACACUAUAAAAGUGAUUGUAAUCAUAUUUCAAAUUUGAAUUUCACCUGUUAACCAGUUGCUGUGAUGGAAACAUGAUUAUUAUUUUAAAUUUAUAACUAAGAAAUGAUGAGAGUAUCAAACCUCACUUCAGUGUUUUCAUCCUUUUCUAUUUGCUUACAACAUAGAUUGUGCAAUUUUGUAGCACACCUUUAUGUAUUUUUACGUAGCAUUCGGACAGCAGGUCUAAGUUUCUAGGACUGGUAAGAAAAUUACUUGUGCUUCACUUUUACCUUAUCAGCAUCAAAUGCACAAUGAACAUUAGCAUAGCAUAUGUAUAAAUGUAUAUAUACGGUCAUUUACUGUUUUGUCUGUGUAUUGCUUUGGUUUUGUUUUUUUGUAUUGUGAAAGGUGCGGUGAGAGACACGAUGAAUCCAUUUUUAAAGGUUUGAAAGUUGUUGGGGUUUUUUUUAUAACACACACACACACACACACACACACACACACACACACACACACACACACACACACACACACACACACACACACACACACAUAUAUAUAGUGCAGAUCAACAUGACUCAUUAAAAGUAUAAAAAUCUUUUUUUUUGCCCACUUCCCACAUUUCUGGAAUGAUUUUCAUUUGACAUUCCCUUGGCCUUGGACUCUCAGAGACUAAAAAACCUCCAACAGCCAUUUAAACCUACAAACAUGUAAUAAAUGCCCUUUGGUUGUACUAAUUUUCACACAUAAAAACUACUUACUAAGUCACAUUGCAAGUGCAAAAUGCAUCGGUUUGCUCUGACGCCACCAUUUAUUUUUCACCUUUAGGAUGAAACAGCCUUGCAUAUUGCAUAUUUAUUAAGGUUUGUUGCCUUAUUGGUAGAUCAUUACAUAGUAAUUGAACAUGUUUGCACAUGUUUUUUGCACAAGUAAAUAUUCUAUAAAUCAGUCCCUUACUGUUUUAACUACUGAACAGGAAUGAAACAAUGGAUAAAGUGUCAUGAUACAGCAUAGUGAUGUUUUCAUCUUUUACUGGUGAGAGAGAAUACUUACUGUAUAGAAAAUACAGCAUAUUCCCAGAAGCAGUGCAAUGUUUGUUACAAUAAUUAUGUUACAGAUGAACCUCAGACUUUUUUAAAGAUUCCAUUCAAUUUAACUGUCUUUAAAUGUCAAUUACUUUCAUUUUCUCAGUGACGACAUGUCAUCAGUAUGUUCAAUACAAAUUACACAGCCUAAGCCAAAAGUGAAAACAUGUUUACUUGGUUUUAAAAUGAAUUGAGAGUGAUUUAUUUAACGACAUGGAUGUACAAACAUUAACCAAGUUAACUGUCAGUUAGCUGAAUGUAUGACAACUUACCUUUCUGAAUGUAACAUUUCUACAUUAUAUGUUAAUGCAAGUCAGCUACAUGCUUAUUUUAAUUACUUUAUGGUUUUGACUUAAAAUACUGUUGUAAAAGUAUGAUGGAGACUUUUUAAAGCCUUAUUUGCUUUUGCUUGUUUGAACAGGAGUUGUCAUGUCAAUGUGAUUAUUCUGGGGUCUUGCCAUGAAGUCAUUGUUUCUACAAUUUCAUUAAUACAUUGUUUUAAAUAAAUCUUUAAAUUUCA